AUGGUUUACUCUCGCAUCGCGCUGGCUGGUGCCACCGGCAAUCUCGGCGGCCCCAUCCUCAAGGUUCUCCUCGAAGCUGGUUUCCACGUCACGGCCCUCACUCGAAACGGGGGAAACUUGUCAAGACUGCCUAUCCACCCAAGCCUUGAGAUAGUGGAAGUCGACGUCAACUCUUUCGAAUCCCUUUUACCUGCCUUGGCCGGCAUCGACGUCGUCAUCUCAUGCCUGGCCACGCUGGCCAUCGGGGGUCAGAAACCAUUGAUCGAUGCCGCCGUCUCUGCCGAGGUCAAGGUCUUCAUCCCAGCCGAGUUCGGUAUGGAUUCCGCCAACCCGCUCUGCGCACAGUUGCCCGUCUGCGCCCCAAAGGUUGCCGUCCAGGAAUACCUCCUGAAGAAGUCACGGGAAAACCCAGCUUUCACCUUCACGGCCAUCGCGAACGGACUUUUCCUCGAUUGGGGUCUCCAGAACGGCCUCAUCAUUGAUCUCAAAGACCAUACCGCUAUACUGUACAACGGCGGCGACGUGCCUUUCAGCGCGACGACGCUCGCUGAUGUCGCGACGGCCGUGCUCGGCGUCAUUCGAAACCGGUCUCAGACCGCGAACCGCGUUGUGUAUAUCCAUUCUGCUUUGGUGACUCAGAACCAGCUCAUUGAAUACGCGAAAGACGUCGACGGGAUGGACUGGAGUACGUCUGUCAAAGAUACAGAAGAGCUCCGCCGAGAGUGUCUCGCGGAGCUUGCCAAAGGGUCAGAUGCGGACGUCGAUGCUGCGAUGUUGGGAUUCUGCUUUUGCGGGUCGUUGAGUCGUGAUUACGGCUGUGAUUUCUCUAGCAAGCUAGACAACACUUUGUUGGGUGUAAAGGGAAUGAGCGACGGCGAUUUGCGCUCAAUGAUGGUAGGCUACCUAGGGAAGCUGUAA
Colletotrichum karsti is the source of this 918-nucleotide messenger RNA. RefSeq lists its product as uncharacterized. The coding region runs from base 1 to 918 and encodes 305 amino acids. Gene Ontology annotation, molecular function: oxidoreductase activity. The transcript has a single exon. The record is from RefSeq and is a predicted model, not a curated record. NCBI's taxonomy places the organism in Eukaryota, Fungi, Ascomycota, Sordariomycetes, Glomerellales, Glomerellaceae.